GCCUCUGUGCAGCACCCUUUGAAAGCAUUGCCCAUCGAGUACCUUUUCGAUUAAUUUGUGUCCGUCCUUGCCUCGACUUCGCCUUCCAUCCUCUACCCGGGUACAUACAUUUGCACUCUUUGGUCCUAACCCACCACAGCUUCAAGCAUGGAUCAGCAAGGGCAACCUAAUCCUAUGGGUCCAACGGGCCGGCGUCUGCACAUUGCUCAUCGACGAAGCCCGUCUGAGCUGACGCCGCUUAUGAUGGAACAACUUGCUAUCGCCCAGCAAAUCGAAGUGCUACAGCAGCAACAGCAGCAGAUCGCUGCAACUCACCAACAAUAUGUUAACAUGGGCAUGAUUCAGCCCCAACAGCACCUUCCUGGUGCCAACUUUCAGAUGCAAGGGCAAAUGUCCAACGUAUCACCCCACACAAACAACUUCCAGUUCCCGCAACAGAUGCCCCAGCAGCAUCUCGCGGUACCCAUGAACGCUCCUUCCCAGCCGUCCUCCCACCGCCGCAAUCAGUCUGCCCUCCCGAACGUAGGCAUGGGUCCCCCCCCUGCCCCUUCAUCAGGCGCUUCUGGUUUCGGUGAGUAUGGUGGACAACCAGGCAACCAAGGCAGAGAGAACAUUAACCCACGUGGUCGAGGCGGUGGUGCCGCAGGUUCAGGGCAUGCCCGCCGUCAUUCUCUAGCCCUGCCGGAGGCCAAGAAGGCGGCUGAAUUGGCAGAACAAAAGCGAAAGACCUCUGGAUUCCAGUUCCCUCUCCCGACUGCCACUGGUUCGAGCGCCAACCGCGACUCUAGCCCGAGCGGAAACGGCGGGGCCCAGUCUAACGAUCAGCCCCCAUCUGGACGCGGUGGUCGUGGCUCAGCUCACGGUCGCAGCCAAAGCAUGGCUGUCGGUCGCGGUGGCGGUCAUACUGGCCGUGGUGGAGGCAACUUCCAAUUUCCAGGACCCCAGGCCUCAAACGAGGCCAAUAAUGGGAAUCAGGGAGGCCAAUCGGACUUCCAGCGUCGUGGUAGCCAAGGCCACGGCAGAAGCCAAUCUCGAAAUUUUGAAGGCAAUUGGAGACAGCCUAACAAUCAGCAGCAGCCCACACAGGAAAACCAAGCCCAAAACAUGGGUAACUUCAACAUGAACCAGACCGCAAAUGCCGCUCCUUUCCAACCUGGCCAUCGUGCCCGAGCCUCAAUGAACCAGUCUAUUGGUUCUCUUGGCAACUUCCAAUAUCCAGGACAGCCUCAGCUUGUCCAACUUCCGCAAGGACAGGUGCUUGUGCAGCCGCAGAUGUUUGGUGCACAAGGCCUCAAUCCUCUACAGAUCGCCCAUUUGCAAGCCCUGCAGGCCGCCCAAAUGAACGGCCAAGGCAUAGGAGGCCUUCAAGCAAGCCAGCACGCGCAGCCACAAAUGUCAAUGCAACAACAGCAGCAACAGCGCAAAACACUCUUUACACCCUAUCUACCACAGGCUACCCUGCCAGCCCUCCUCAGUGACGGGCAGUUGGUCGCUGGUAUCCUCCGCGUCAACAAGAAGAAUCGAAGCGAUGCAUACGUCACCACCACUGACCUAGAUGCGGACAUCUUCAUUUGUGGAAGCAAAGAUAGGAACCGUGCCCUUGAGGGCGACUUGGUGGCUGUUGAGCUUCUCGAUGUUGAUGAAGUCUGGGGCCAGAAGCGCGAAAAAGAAGAGAAGAAGAAGAGGAAGGACAACGCUGAUCCUCGUGGUGGCAGCAUUGCCGUCAAUGAUGCUACGACUCAACCAGAGACGAGCCAAUCAGGAGAAGGUGGCAUCCGCCGACGAGGAAGUUUGCGCCAGCGACCCACCCAGAAGAAGAACGAUGAUGUGGAGGUUGAAGGUCAGAGCUUGCUUCUAAUGGAGGAGGAGGAGAUCAAUGAUGAGCAGAAACCCCUAUACGCAGGCCACAUAGUUGCCGUCAUUGAGCGGGUGGCUGGCCAGAUGUUCUCUGGAACCUUAGGUCUUCUUCGACCGAGUAGCCAAGCGACGAAGGAGAAGCAAGAAGCUGAGCGACAAGCUCGUGAAGGCCACUCAGGUCGACCACAGCCAGACCGUCAACAGGAUAAGCCCAAGAUCGUGUGGUUCAAGCCCACUGAUAAGCGUGUUCCUUUGAUCGCUAUUCCGACUGAGCAAGCACCAAGGGAUUUUGUCGAGAAGCACCAGGAAUAUGCCAAUCGCAUCUUUGUUGCCUGCAUCAAGCGAUGGCCUAUUACCUCACUUCAUCCGUUCGGCACUCUCGUGGAACAACUGGGCGAGAUGGGUGAUCUCAAGGUUGAGACGGAUGCUCUUUUGCGAGACAAUAACUUUGGGCCCGAUGACUUCUCUGACGCCGUUCUCAAAAAUGUCGGGUUUGAGGACUGGUCAGUCGCUAAUGAUGGCGAAGCCGCUUUAGAGAAACGACGCGACUUCCGCGGCGAAGAAACUUUCACAAUCGACCCCAACGGAACCAAAGAACUUGAUGAUGCGAUCCACUUCAAAUACUUGGAUGAUGGUCGUGUUGAGAUUGGCGUUCACGUUGCUGAUGUGGCUCAUUUCAUUAAGCCGAACUCGCUCGUUGAUCGCGAGGCCAAAAAGCGUGGCACUGCGGUCUAUCUCAUGACUCGAACCGUCAACAUGCUUCCGCCGCGCCUGUCUUCGGACAUAUGCUGCUUGAACCCUGGUGAGGAUCGCUAUACUGUGAGUGUCGUGUUUAAAGUCGACCCAGCGUCUGGUCAUGUCUUUGAAGACGAGACCUGGAUUGGCAAGGCGGUUAUCAAGAGCUCCGGCAAACUCUCAUAUGAUGAGGUGGAUUCGGUCAUCAGCGGACGUGACAGUGAAGUCAACGCUGCGAGAGCAAAGGACAUCAAUAUGCUCCACCAUAUCACGCAAAGGUUCCGCCAAGCCCGCUUCGGUGACCGCACCACCGAGAUUGCUCCGCUUCGGCUCAUGUACCAACUUGAUGACGAGAAUGUUCCUGUUGAAGAGAACAUCUUCGACUCUUCACCGGCUCAUGAGGUUAUUGAGGAAUUGAGUCACAAAACGAACGCCUUCGUCGCUAAGAAGAUCAUUGCCCAUCUCCCGGAGAAGGCUCUUCUCCGACGACAAGCGUCGCCCAACCCACGCCGCUUGGAAACGAUUGCCGACAGGAUGAAUGCAAUCGGCUAUUCAAUUGAUACGACGAGCAGUGGGACUAUGCAAAACAGUCUCUUCCAAGUGGACGACGAUGAUAUUCGCAAGGGUAUUGAGACACUUGUCAUUAAGUCGAUGAAUCGCGCCAAGUAUUCCGUUGCCGGCAAGAUAACGGAAGAUCAAUAUCCUCACUACGCCCUCAACCUUCCACUUUACACUCAUUUCACAAACCCAUCGCGACGGUACGCUGAUAUCAUCGUUCAUCGUCAGCUUGAAGCAGCCUUGUCCAAUGGAGCAGUCGAGUUCACUGAAGACAUUGAGGUGCUAGCCAAGACCGCCGAGAUGUGUAACACCAAGAAGGAUUCUGCGCACAGCGCCCAAGAGCAAAGCGUACAUAUCGAGUCCUGUCGUAAGAUGGACAAGAUGAGACAAGACUUAGGAGGAGAUCUCAUCAGUGAAGGCAUUGUCCUCUGCGUAUAUGAGUCGGCGUUCGAUGUCCUGAUUCCUGAGUUUGGUUUCGAGAAGCGUGUCCAUUGUGACCAACUGCCAUUGAAGAAAGCCGAGUUCGAUAAGAACAAGCGACUUCUUGAGCUUUACUGGGAGAAGGGUGUUCCAUCCUCAGCCUACAUUCCUGAGGAUGAGCGACCGAAGCACGGUUCAGUCCGCGCUGCUAAUGCUGCAGCGGCAGCACGUGACGCGGAGGCUGCUAAACAGCGUGCCAAGGAACAUGAGGAAGCUCAGCGAAGAGCCAUGGAUACUGGAACUAUGUCUACCGAUGAUGUUGACGCUUUAUUUGACGACGAGGACGAUGACUCCACGGAUUUGGCUGGAACCAUGGCUGGGGUCUCUCUCAACCCAGCAGGAGCCGACCGUCCAACUCAGAGCAUGCCACCAUCUCCUACUAGGAAUGGCCUUUCGUCUGGCCAGACUCCUCAUCGUGUCAAAUCAGACUCGAAACUAGCACAGAGCGCUAGCGAAGUCCCAGAAGCCAAGCUUACUAACAAGGAGAAGUACCUUAAAUGGUUCUCAUUGAGAGAGGAGAAGGGUGACUACAUCCAAGACGUGAGGGAGAUGACCCGCGUUCCGGUGAUUCUGAAGACGGACCUCACAAAGAGCCCACCUUGCCUCACAAUCCGUUCUCUGAACCCCUAUGCACUCUGAGAAUCGAUCGGUUAGACUGCGCGACAUAUUCCCCGUAUUCCAAGGAGUAAUGAAAGUCAAAAUUGGCAUCGCUUCAGGGCCUGAUUUUGGUCACUAAGACUCCGCGGUCACUACGUAUUUUGAAAAGCCGCCGCGUCCCUCGAACUCGAGCAGCUACGUCCGCGAUUGCCGACAAAGACACUCACUCAGACA
This is a messenger RNA of Lindgomyces ingoldianus, 4461 nucleotides long. RefSeq names its product cell wall biogenesis protein phosphatase Ssd1. Gene Ontology annotation, molecular function: 3'-5'-RNA exonuclease activity; RNA binding. Gene Ontology annotation, biological process: mRNA catabolic process. The record is from RefSeq and is a predicted model, not a curated record. Gene Ontology annotation, cellular component: P-body; exosome (RNase complex). Lineage: Eukaryota; Fungi; Ascomycota; Dothideomycetes; Pleosporales; Lindgomycetaceae. Bases 148 to 4269 code for a protein of 1373 amino acids. The transcript is spliced from 5 exons.